AUGCCCGACAUCCUCACAGCGCUGACCAAGCCCCCAGCCAAGCAGAAUUCAGUUUCAAUAGAUAGACCCGAUGUGGUAGAUGAACCUGAUGUAGUAGAUGAACCUGAUGCUGUUGGUGAGCCGGAUCAGGGUCAAGAGUCCAAGCUUCGGGAUCGGCCAAUACCUAGUUUAGAGGCGACUCCUUCCGAACUGGCGGCUCAGGCCAACACAGAGUGUGUGGUCGUGGUGGUUGGCAUGGUAACGGCGUCCAUUCGCAACGCCCGCUUUCCGUCAUCCAGAAUGUCCGCUCUGCUGUCUCUGAUAGCCCUGGCACCAUUUGUAGGUAUGUAG
Sphaeroforma arctica JP610 is the source of this 330-nucleotide messenger RNA. RefSeq lists its product as hypothetical. Bases 1 to 330 code for a protein of 109 amino acids. The transcript has a single exon. The record is from RefSeq and is a predicted model, not a curated record. NCBI's taxonomy places the organism in Eukaryota, Ichthyosporea, Ichthyophonida.